Haliotis rubra (blacklip abalone) is the source of this 1479-nucleotide messenger RNA. RefSeq lists its product as uncharacterized. Gene Ontology annotation, biological process: regulation of chondrocyte development; actin filament bundle organization. Gene Ontology annotation, cellular component: actin filament bundle. Lineage: Eukaryota; Metazoa; Mollusca; Gastropoda; Lepetellida; Haliotidae. Gene Ontology annotation, molecular function: filamin binding. The transcript has 2 exons. The record is from RefSeq and is a predicted model, not a curated record. The coding region runs from base 16 to 804 and encodes 262 amino acids.
CAUUCAGUUGAGUGAAUGACACCUAACUUCAAAGGCAAGGCCCGCAGUUGGAGGGUAAAACUGGCGAGGUGGCAGAUAUCGGAGGCGUUUUCACAGAGGCGGGUUCUCGGCAAGUCCUAUCUGAAUGACAAUGUCGCUCGGUCGGAUCCCGAGGCUAAAAAUAGCCACCUCGGCUCGGGCAGACGAGUUGAGGAGUACAGUGGGAGACGGUCGCUCGACAAUUUAAGGACAGACACGAAAAUGGUCCCUGAACAAAUAUCCGAGACAGUAGCCGUUGUGAAAGUUCCCAAUUACGAAGAAAAGUAUGUUGGUAGUGUGUUGGACCUGGCUACCAUGAAACGCUACAAUGACAAGGUGUGCUUCGAGCCGGCCAUGACUCCCGUGCAUUUCGCGCAGACUCUUAUUUGCUACAAAAACUCGACUCGGAAGAGAUUUGUGAGCAGAACAUUUUAUGAACCGAGAGUAAAGCCGAAACGUUUUGCCGAAACGACGAUAGUCUACCCAAAGCAUCCGGAGAAGUGUUUUGUGAGUUUUCUGGAUUAUCACAUCGACGAAUGUAGGAAGUGGUUUAAGACAUGUAUGGAGUUCAAAGCGAAGACCUACACGACUACAAAGAUUGGUGUGGGGUUGAAGAAAGACACGAACGUUGACAACAAAGUUAACGAAAGCGACAACUCUCCAGGUGCAUCGCAGGUGUUUAUACCCCGUUUCAACAAUGACGGCGCACCUUACGAAAGAAAAUUCAAAUUUGCACUGAAACCAGACAUUAACCAGAACACAAACGGACCCGUCAAUGGAUAUUGAGACAAGGUGUGUGUAGGUUAUAAUAUUGGAUGCUUUUAUUACGGAGACGUGCCGAACGCCAUGAAAGUGUGUGAACAAAGAGUGACAUGUUAUUAGUUAUUGUUAAUACGGAAUGUGUCAACACGGCCUUAGGUCACGAUUUCAAACAGUUGUGUUGAGAAAUGGAUUAACGUUUUUCUGAAAACCCGUCGCCUUUGUUGCCAAAAAUGAUAUACCACACCGAUAGAAAAGAGAGCCGGUUGUGUGUAUACCAAGAGGAUUCUGUCUGAACGUCACACACGAGGUGCCUUCUGUUUUAUAACACAACAUCAAGACAGGUGAUAUGUGGAGUCAUACAAGACGUUUUCCUAGUAGCAUACUCAUUCCGCCAUGGACAUGAAUAUUCAUAAUGUCACAAUUAUGCAAUACGUUUCUACGUGGAUUAACAUGACGACGUAAAGUUUAUGACAUUGUUGUGGACAAAUAUAUCCAUGUUUAUAUCCCAUAUAUAUCAUGUAUAUAGCAUGUAUGGUUGUGACUUUAGAAUUUAGAAUUCUUGUGUUUCACCUAUAUUAGUCAUUUCACCUAUUUUCCUGUCUUAAGGUCAGUUGAAUAGAUUCCUGUUUCUCGUUACCUUUUUCAGAACUAAUGUGUUAGUUUUGAGGUUGUUAUUCCCUUUCAGUUCAAAUUUAUAAG